UCACCGCCGCCGCGGGGGUCACCGCCGCCGCGGGGGUCACCGCAGCCGCGGCCACCGACCCCACCGGCAAGAGCACCGAAGCCCUCGUCAUGGAGCCAUUCGGCGAGCCUGAUGUGGGCUACAGAUCAGGAGGAGGUGGCGAUGAUGAUGCUGGUGGUGGUGGUGCAGGGAGGAAACCAUCUCUCUUCAGGGCCAUGCUGCGCACCUACAGGAGGCCUCUGAUCGAGAGUGCGAUCUUCAAGCUGAUCUACGACCUCCUGGUGUUCGUGAAUCCCCAGGUCCUCAAAGCGAUGAUCUCCUUCACGGACGACCCGCGCAUCUACGAGUGGAAGGGCUACGUCUACGCCGUGGUGCUCCUUCUCACCGCUCUGCUGCAGUCCGUACUGCAGCAGCAGUACUUCCUGCGCUGCUUCCUCAUCGGCAUGCGCGUGCGGUCCGCCACCAUCGGACUCAUCUACCAGAAGUCGCUGACCAUCUCCAACGGCGCGCGCAAGCACUGCACCGCUGGCGAGACGGUGAACCUCAUGUCGGCCGACGCGCAGCGCUUCAUGGACGUGGCGCCCUUCCUCCACCUGGUGUGGUCGGCGCCACUGCAGAUCGCCCUGUCACUCGCCUUCCUGUGGGCUGAGCUGGGGCCCGCCUCGCUGGCGGGGCUCGCCGUCAUGGUGCUGGUGGUGCCCGUGAACGCUCUGCUCGCCACGCGCUCCCACCUGCUGCAGAUGCAAAACAUGAAGGUGAAGGAUGAGCGCAUCAAGCUGAUGAACGAGAUCCUGAACGGAAUCAAGAUCCUCAAGUACUUUGCGUGGGAGCUGUCCUUCGAGGAGAUGGUGACGCACAUCCGCGGCAGGGAGCUCAGAGUCAUGAAGAGUUUCUCCUACCUCACCUCCAUCUCCUUCUUCAUCUUCGCUCUCACUCCCUUCCUGGUGUCGCUGGCGAGUUUUGGAGUCUACAUCGCCGUGGACGAGAGCCACGUGCUGGACGCCCAGAAGGCGUUCACCUCGCUGGCGCUCUUCAACAUCAUGCGCAUCCCCAUGGCCAUGAUCCCGCUUCUCAUCUCCUUCCUGGUGCAGGCGGGCGUGUCGGUGAGGAGGAUGGAGAAGUUCCUCAUGAACGACGACAUCGACGCCGCGUCCAUCCAGAAGAACCCAGACCUGGAUUGCGCAAUCCGCAUUGAGAACGCCUCGUUCACGUGGGACAGGGAGGACCCACAGCCGACGUUGAUAGACCUGUCCCUCGUCAUCCCCCACGGCAGCUUGGUGGCCGUGGUGGGCCAGGUUGGCUCGGGGAAGUCCUCGCUCAUCGCCGCGUUGCUCGGAGAGAUGGAGCGGCUUCACGGGUCCACCGAGUUGAAGGGCUCGCUGGCCUACGUGCCCCAGCAGGCGUGGAUCCAGAACGCGACGCUGCAGGACAACAUCCUCUUCGGAGCGCCGAUGGAGCGCGCUCGCUACGGGGAAGUGCUGCAGGCGUGCGCCCUCGUGCCGGACCUCCUCACGCUCCCUGCCGGGGACCAGACGGAGAUCGGCGAGAAGGGAGUGAACCUGUCGGGCGGCCAGCGACAGCGUGUGUCGCUGGCACGCGCCCUCUACAGCUCGGCUGACCUCUUCCUGCUGGACGACCCGCUCUCCGCCGUGGACGCCCACGUGGCCAAGCACCUCUUCAGCCACGUCAUCGGCCCCCGCGGCCUCCUCAAGGGCAAGACGCGUGUGCUGGUCACCCACUCGGUGUCGGUGCUGCCGCUGGUGGACGUGGUGGUGGUGCUGUCCGCCGGCCGCAUCUCCGAGGUCGGGCCCUACCAGCAGCUCGUGAGCCAGGGCCGCCACUUUGCCGACUUCCUGCGAGCGUUCGCCGGGCACCGGACGCCCACGGAGGGGACGACGGAGCGCGACGCAGGCACCGUGCUGGAGGAGGAUGAGUUGGCUCCGCUGGACCCGUGUCCCCGUGCGGACGAGCCGCCUGGAGACGCGGUCACCAUGACGCUCCGCAGACACAGCAGCCAACGCAUGCGGAGCGCGAGCACGAGGCUGAGGGCUGCGUCCACGUGGAGCGACACUCAUUCGGUGCACGGCACCACCACCACCACCACCGCCACCACCACCGCCACCGCCAUGGAGGAGGCGACCAGGAAAUCAGCGACGCUCAUCGAGAGGGAGAACAUUGAGACGGGCAACGUGAAGAUGCGCGUGUACCUGCAGUACGUGCGCGCCAUGGGCCCAGUCUUCCCGCUGCUCAUCCUCGCCGGAUACUUCUUGCAGACGGUCGCCUCCAUAGGGCAGAACUUCUGGCUGAGCGCGUGGACGGCCGACGCUCUGAGCACCGUCAACGCCACCGCCGGCAACGCCACCGCCGGCAACGCCACCGCCGCCGCCGCGGCCAAACCCACGGUCAGCGCCGGCGUCCGUAUCGGGGUCUACGGAGUGCUUGGACUCGCGCAAGGCAUGGCGGUGUUGCUGGGCUCCGUGAUGACGGCCGUGGGCACCAUCCGGGCGGCUCGGGUCCAGCACAGCGGCCUCCUGCACAACGUCCUGCGCCUGCCCAUGGCCUUCUUCGACACGACUCCCAUGGGGCGCAUCGUCAACCGCUUCGCCAAGGACAUGAACGCGAUCGACGAGAUGAUCCCAAUGUCGGUGAGGCCGUGGCUCAUCAGCCUCUUCAACGUCCUGGGCACCAUGGUGGUGAUCUGUGUGGCGACGCCGAUCUUCACCGCAAUCGUGGUCCCACUCACCAUCCUCUACUUCUUCCUGCAGCGCUUCUACAUGAAGACGUCUCGCCAGCUUCGCCGGCUGGACGCGGUGUCCCGCUCGCCCAUCUACUCACACUUCGAGGAGACGGUGCAGGGCCUGGGCGUGAUCCGCGCCUACGGCCACGCGGAUCGCUUCCUGCGUCACAACGAGAGCCUCGUGCAGCGCAACCAGGCGUGUGUCUACCCCUGGGUGGUGUCCAAUCGGUGGCUGUCGAUCCGCCUGGACGUGGUGGGAGCCCUCGUGGUCUUCUUCGCGAGCCUCUUCGCUGUGCUGGCGCGGGGCACCGUGGACGGUGCCAUUGUUGGGCUCUCCAUCUCCUACGCGCUCAACGUGACGCAGACGCUGAACUGGCUGGUGCAGCAGACGUGCGAGCUGGAGACGAACAUCGUGGCGGUGGAGAGAGUGCGGGAGUACAGCGAGGAGCAGAACGAGGCCGCGUGGGUGGUGGAGGAGGCGCGUCCACCCCAGAGUUGGCCGGCCCGUGGUGCCGUGGUGUUUGAGGACUUCGCCGUUCGCUACCGCCCGGGACUCCAACUCGUCCUCAAGGGCAUCAGCUGCAGCGUGCAGCCCGGGGAGAAGAUUGGCAUCGUGGGGCGCACGGGCGCGGGCAAGUCCUCGCUGGCCAGCUGCCUCUUCCGUCUGGUGGAGCCGGCGCACGGAGCCAUCCGCAUCGACGGCGUGGACAUCGCCCACCUGGGGCUGCACGAUCUGCGCUCGAAGCUUACCAUCAUCCCGCAGGACCCCGUGAUCUUCUCGGGCUCCCUGCGCAUGAACCUGGACCCCCUGGGGCAGCACGGGGACGAGGCGCUGUGGGCGGCGCUGGAGCAGUCCAACCUGGGGGUGUUCGCCCGCGGCCUGGCACAGGGCCUGCGGCACGAGCUGAGCGAGGGGGGCGACAACCUCAGCGUGGGGCAGAGGCAGCUGCUGUGCCUGGCGCGGGCUCUACUCCGCGGGAGCCGAAUUCUCAUCCUGGACGAGGCCACGGCCGCCGUGGACCUGGAGACGGACGGCCUCAUCCAGGGCACGCUGCGAAGCGCCUUCCACUCGCAGACCGUUCUCACCAUCGCUCACCGCUUACACACCGUCAUGGACUACACGCGGUGA
Molecule: messenger RNA, 3845 nt
Organism: Petromyzon marinus (sea lamprey)
Lineage: Eukaryota; Metazoa; Chordata; Hyperoartia; Petromyzontiformes; Petromyzontidae
Source: RefSeq, a predicted model, not a curated record